Cololabis saira (Pacific saury) is the source of this 1332-nucleotide messenger RNA. Its product is annotated as prohibitin-2-like. The transcript has 10 exons. Gene Ontology annotation, cellular component: mitochondrion; membrane. Lineage: Eukaryota; Metazoa; Chordata; Actinopteri; Beloniformes; Belonidae. The record is from RefSeq and is a predicted model, not a curated record. Gene Ontology annotation, biological process: mitochondrion organization. Bases 48 to 968 code for a protein of 306 amino acids.
CUGACCUUGCGGCCACGUUUCGACCUUGGGUUUGGCUGAGCAGCAGCAUGGCGGGCAAGGAGCCGAACCGCUUUAUCCAGCACCUGCGGGACCUGAGCGGUCGUCUGUCCUCCGGAGGAGGAAGAGGAGCAGGGAUCGGUCUGAAGCUGCUGCUGGGAGCUGGAGCUCUGGCCUAUGGCGUCAAAGAAGCUGCUUACACAGUGGAGGGGGGGCACCGAGCCAUCAUCUUCAACAGGGUGGGAGGGAUGCAGAUGGACACCAUCCUGGCCGAGGGGCUUCACUUCAGGAUCCCCUGGUUCCAGUACCCCAUCAUCUACGACAUCAGAGCCAGGCCCAGGAAGAUCUCCUCUCUGACUGGCAGCAAAGAUCUGCAGAUGGUGAACAUCGCGGUGCGGGUGCUGUCCCGGCCCAUGGCGUCCAACCUGCCGGUCAUGUACCAGCAGCUGGGGAAGGACUACGACGAGCGGGUGCUGCCGUCCAUCGUCAACGAGGUGCUGAAGUCCGUGGUGGCCAAGUUCAACGCCUCGCAGCUGAUCACGCAGAGAGCCCAGGUGUCCCUGCUGGUGCGGAGGGAACUCUACGACAGAGCCAAAGACUUCAACAUCAUCCUGGACGACGUGUCCAUCACGGAGCUGAGCUUCAGCAGCCAGUACACCGCCGCCGUGGAGGCCAAGCAAGUCGCUCAGCAGGAGGCCCAGAGGGCUCAGUUCUACGUGGAGAAGGCCAAGCAGGACCAGAGGCAGAAGAUCAUCCAGGCUGAGGGAGAGGCGGAGGCUGCUAAGAUGCUGGGCCAGGCCUGCACCAAGAACCCCGGGUACCUGAAGCUGAGGAAGAUCAGAGCGGCGCAGAACAUCGCCAAGACGGUGGCUACGUCUCAGAACAGGGUGUACCUGAACGCUGACAGCCUGGUGCUGAACAUGCAGGAGGACACGUUCUUCGCCAACUUAGCAAAGGUCCAGAAGAAGUGAUGAAGACACGCCCGCUGCCCGUCCACCGGGUCCACCGGGUCCACUGACUGCUCGUCACCAGGGAACUUUCCAGACGUCCAGUCAACCAGAGAGCGUUUUAACUUUAUUUGUUAUUGUUUUGGCUUUGACCCCGUCGUUAAAGAAUAAACCAGUUCUCCUGACCCCCCCCGGCCGGCCUGGAAGACUCCACACAGAACUAACCCCGCGAUGGACGUCACUGCUUCUGACCCGUCUGCUGGUUCUGUUCUGGUUCUGUUCUGAGUCGCGACGGCGGUUGAAUGUGUGCCGGGACUCGGCCGUCCAGCUGCAGCCGACGUGACGGAUGUUUGUUUCUCUGUUCAUUAAAUAAAAGCAUCUGGAGGAG